Molecule: messenger RNA, 2046 nt
Organism: Closterium sp. NIES-67
Lineage: Eukaryota; Viridiplantae; Streptophyta; Zygnematophyceae; Desmidiales; Closteriaceae
Source: the annotation of a GenBank genome assembly
GUUCCACAAAGCACAACCCACCACUAGGUAGUGGCGCCCAGCGUGCCCCAUUCCUCGGGCAGCAACGCGCGGCUUCUAGUCCGUCAACUCUCACCACAGCUCCCCGCUUUUCGCUUCCAACGAGCCCCCUUCUCCUGCUCGUCGCGGACUCCUUCCUUCGUCCCGUUCGCUCACCAUACUUGUCGUCGGUGAACUCUCCUAAGCGGACAAGCGGCCCCUUCACGAACCUCCCAGUCCGACUCGCCCCGGCCCCUGUGCCUUCGUGAAGAUCAUGGCACCGGCACCGCCAUUAUCCCGUCGCUGCUGCUCUCCCCGCCGCGCGGUUUCUCCCCGCGUGACACUUCCGCUGCUGCUGCUACUCCUGCUCGUGCUCCUGGCGCCGGGGGGCGAGCGCGGCGGAGGCGGCGACGGGGUGCGGAGGGCAAUGGCGGGGGAGUGCCCGCUGAUCGGGCAGGGCAUGGACCCGUACUCGGCGGGGCUGGUGGGCGGUAAGACGCCCGUCUACCUCUCCGUGCUGCUCAAGAAGCUCAUCAAAGUCGACGAGAUACAGAACAGCUACUCGGCGUACUUCACCUUCGUCAUCACGUGGCGCGACCUAAGAGUGAACGACACGGUGGCGAUCAACAAGGCUCUCACGGCCAUUGCUCCGUCGCUCACAGGGUUGGCGACGGACAAGUGCAAGCCCAACGCGUCCUUCUCGGGGUUCAACGUCAGCCAGAAGGACGACUGCCUCAAGAACAACAAGCAGAACAAUCUGCCGCAGAUGGACGGCUGCAGCAAGCCGUGCACGCCUGCCGGCAUCACGUGCUGCGACUCCAUCUGGAUCCCCUCGCUCACCAUCCCCAACGUCAUACUCUACCCGCAAGACAGAUACCAAACUGAGAGCAUUUACUUCUUUGGGGACCAGAGCUCAGACUUUAGUGCGGUGGACAGGGAGGUCGUUCUGCAAGGCACCUUCUCUUCGCCCUUCAACUUCAGGAGGUUCCCCUUCGACUCCCAGACCCUCCUCCUGUCGCUGUCAGUGGAGGGCAGCGGGUUCUAUCUGGUGGGCAGCAACUAUGGGCGCGAGACAGAGCAGGGAGGCACCAGUAACUCGGGAGGCAGUUCGUUUGUGCAUGACGAGGUGACUGGGUGGAAGAUCAAGAACGCCCUUCUCAACUGCAAUCCGGUUCAAACGACCAUCUCCACGUCUUCUACCUACCACCCAGAUGACCCAUGGACGUCCAUACCUGCCGGUGGCUCUGACUCCGCUGCGAGCAGCCAGAGCACCAUGUGCGUGUUCACCAUUGAUCUCACACGCACCAGCUCCGUCUACAUCUUCUCGGUGCUGCUGCCGGUGAUCCUCAGUGUGUACCUCACCUUCACGUCUUUCGUUGCCAAGCCGGAGGAUCUUGAGAUUCGCUGUGGUGCCUGCGUCACGCUCUUCCUCGCGCUCGCCGCCAUCCAGUUUGUUAUCGACAGCCAGCUGCCCCACACGUCCUACAUCACAAAGUUUGGGUACCUGAUGAUUGUUUCCUACGUGAUCAUCUGGUUAUGCACCAUGGAGGCCCUUGUUGUCUUCUGCAUAGCCGAGCGCAUCGAGAAGAAUGUUAUCGAGACCGUGAUGGACACGCUGCCGCCCGCGCUGUCAAUGAAAUUGACCUCCACUAAGGAGGACCAGGCAGCAGAGGAGCAGCUGAUGGGGGGGGCUGAAGCGCAUGACGGCAAGGAGCCGGACACUGAAGCCAUUGCAGAGGCGGCUGCCGCGAGGAGGGCUGCUGCAGAUGAUAUGAAGCAGAACUCGGCUGUUCCCAGCUUUCUGAAAUUCCGGCUGUUUGGCUAUCACUUGAAGGGAUCGAACCCUGACAGAGCAAAAGAAGGAAACUAUCGCCUUGCUGUUAGAAUUGACUUCAUUUGCUUCACUAUCUUCUUCAUUGGCUACACCAUCCUUUGGAUUGUGCUCUAUACUGCUUGAAACAUGUACUGCAUGUGAAGUAUACCGUAUGCCGUUUUUCGCUGCGUCAUACCCAUGUGUGUAUGCCUGCUGUAUUGAGCUGAAUUUUGGAA